Molecule: messenger RNA, 1521 nt
Organism: Ceutorhynchus assimilis (cabbage seed weevil)
Lineage: Eukaryota; Metazoa; Arthropoda; Insecta; Coleoptera; Curculionidae
Source: the annotation of a GenBank genome assembly
AUGUUGGAAACAGACGACGAUGAUUUUACUUUAACACCAAGCUCUACUCUAUCUGCAAUAUUUGAAGCAACUCCUGAAGAUAUAAGCCCUAGUUUAAGUUACAAGGCUCCAAAACAACCAAAGGCCCCUGAAAAUAGUGCUCCUAAGAAUUCCGAAGCUCAAUCUUCUGUUAUUCUAGCCAAAGUUAUCACCCUAUGGAAACUUAACAAUGGAAAGAAUAUUUCAAUGGGCAAAUAUAUGGUAGCCGUAAUAGGCAACUCAACAACAAACCUGUACGACAUCAUUGUCUAUCAAGACAAAACCAAAAUUCUCAUAAGAUUAACUCUAGGACCCUCCUUAUCAUUUUUCAAAUACCCAAACAAUUUUGUGGCAUUCUACGAUGCCAACAAGCAACUUUGGAAUAUUAAUUUUGAUGAUUUACAAGCCAAAAAUGAAUUUCUAGAUUGUGUUACAAAGUAUGAUUCCAUUGUAAUUGAACAAGUUGAAAAAACCACAAGCCCAAAAGAAAAAAUUCUUAGCAGAAUAUCAAAAAUGGGCCAACCAAUUUUGCCUGCUAAAACUGAGCAAAUUGCAUCAGAUUCAGAAUCUAGUUUGAGCAGUGAUCCUUUGCCUCCUAAACCUACAAGAAAAUUAAAGAGAAAUUUAGGCAAUCAGUUGGCACCAGUAUACAAUGAAAAUUAUCAACAUUUGAUGUCCAAUAACAAUCAAAUGAUGUUGAAUAAUCAAGGUUCAAUCUAUCCUGUCGCUCAUACAAUACCUGAUUACGGCCUCGGCAGUUUUAUGAUUGCCCAAAAUGCUGAACUAAAAACAAAUUUAGCUGAAAUCAACUCAAAACUGAACAGCGUUUUGGGUAAUGGGGAUAAAAAUGGAAACGAUUUAAAGUCCAAAAUCAAAUGUCAGAAUUUAAAAAUUGAUAAUUUAACAUCAGAUUUGAAUAAGUCUAGAAAAGCUUUUGAGGAUUUGCAUAGAAAAUAUGUGGAAUUAGAUGAUCAAAAGCAUAUGUAUGAAGCCCAAGUUGCAACUCUAAAGGAAAAGUUACUAAAAAUGGAAGCAUUUGAAAAUGAAGUUGAAGUUUUGAAACAACAAAUUCUGGAAAACAACAAAGUUGAAGAGUUGAAUUUGAAAAUUAUCAACUACCAAGAAACCAUCAAUAAGGCUGAAUUAGAAUUAAAAGAUAAAGACAAAAAAAUCGAAAUACAAAACCUAAAAUUAAAAGAUUUUGAAGAAUAUUAUAAAGAAACUGAGAAUGUUAAAAAAGAGAAUGUUGAUUUGAAGCAAAAGUUAGAAGAUCUGACAAGAAAACUUGAUAAAGACAAAUCAAAAAAUGAUAAUAGUUGGGUUCUUGAUAAAUAUAUCAUUAAUAAAUUGGUGAAAGAGGGUAUGAAUCAAGCAUAUGCAGAUAUUAUGGCCAAUUUUGAAGAAAACGACGAAGAGUAUUAUAGUUUUGGGGAGAUACAGAGUGUUCUUUUGGAAAAUUUGAAGAAAACUAGUUACACCUUGAUGAAUUCAUUGUCAGAAUAA